Microplitis demolitor is the source of this 1579-nucleotide messenger RNA. RefSeq lists its product as uncharacterized. Bases 542 to 1462 code for a protein of 306 amino acids. The record is from RefSeq and is a predicted model, not a curated record. NCBI's taxonomy places the organism in Eukaryota, Metazoa, Arthropoda, Insecta, Hymenoptera, Braconidae. The transcript is spliced from 6 exons.
UUAUCAGUAUUUAUAUUUAGCGCUGAUUAAACAUCUAGUAUUUAAAUAUUUAUUUAUUAUCUUGUGUUAGUUUAAUAAUAAUAAUGAUAUUUAUUUAUUCACUUCCAUUUGUCAUGACGAGGAUGAACAUACAAGAUCUCACAGAGAGCUAAUUGUUUAGCAAAUAACCGAGAAUAUGACAUAGAGGAGCGUGAAUCUCGUGAACAAGUGGUGGCUGGUAGAGUAGAGAAAUACCACAGAUAGAUGUUAAUAUGUCUGACAAUGUCGGUUGUUGAACAUUAACCAUCCUACACUUGUUUUAUCUCGGUGUUACUCAAACGAAAAGAUAAUAAAAAAGAAAAAAAAACACUCCCAACAAAAGCACGUGAUCUCCCGCUAACUCGAAACAGUCAGCAGUUUAUAUCGAAAAAUAAAUUUUUUUCGUCGACGAGCUAUAAAAUAAUAUUUAAACUCACAUUACAGGUUUCGAUACACAGAGGUAAUUUCAGGGAAGUAAAAUAAUAAGAAGAAAAAGCAAGAAAAAAAAAAGAGAAACCUAGAGAUGUGGAAGGGUCACGAGGGAUUGCCGUUAUAUAUCCUGGUGUUGUAUAUCCUCCUGUAUACAAUGAAUCCGGUAGACACCGACGAGAGAUCUCUGUCCAGAAGAAAACGUUAUGUAGUUUUUCCGGAAGGCUCAAGCUUUUCCAUUGCAUUGUGCAUGACCGUACACACAUUGACUCCCGACAAUAUAUUUACUGAAGGUUUGAAUUGGGGAAUAUCUUACGAUUUACCGAAUGAAAGUAAACCGUCAUUGGAUCCAUUUCUCCAAGUUCGUCGUAAGGAUCACCAGUCGGGUGAUUCAAUGAAGCAGCGUUAUCCUGAGUUACUCAAGACAGAUCAAUGGAUUCAAAAUGGAAAUUCACUCGGCUACGAAAAUUGGAAUAAAGGGACUUACAGUUACAAUGCACUUGACAAUUUUAAAAAUAGUAACAAAAAAAAAUCAGGAUCCACCAGCAAGACCAAAAUGCACUAUCGGAAAUCGGAUUACGACUACUUUAAACGACGACAUCGGCGGGAACUUUAUAACAAGCUCGAGGUCAUUAUAAACGCAAUGGGAUUCAAUGGACGUAUUUGCAUUUUACGUGCCCUGUGUGAAGCCUCGCAGCGUCUAAUGCCAAAGGGGAAUACUCUGGUUGAAGAAAUGAUGAGAAUAGCAUUCUCGCUACCUUUGAAGCGAGUCUUGAUGCCCUAUGAACCUAAAGAACAUCAUAUAUAUACGGAAGCACAUCGUGCUGGGCACAAGGGCGCCAGAUGCGAGUCCAUGUUCUCAGGAUGCUCGUUUUCACUGAUAGACAUGGCCUUGGGCAAAUACAGUAUCAAGUCUGACGACUACGGGAACAACAUCCAAUCUAAUAGUCUGAAUGUUCAUGAAGCUGUGGACGAUUCUGUUGGAAACUCUCUGAUGAGAUACAACAUGAAGUAAUAAUAAUAAUAAUCAUAAUAAUAAUAAUAAUAAUAAUAAUAUAAUGUAUAAGUAAAUCUAUUUUCCAACAUGAAAGCUUUGUUGUGCUAUUGCUUUUACUUAUUUAGUCCGUUUGUG